AUCUGCAACCAAUUCACUUGGCAGUUGAGCAGCUGUGUGAAACACCAGCCUUCCACUUUGAAACACACGUCAACACCAAAAACUGCAAUCAUGUUCAAGGCGACGCUUCUUUUGCUGCUUGCCUCUCAAGGCCUGUGCAAUCCGAUAGGUGCUUAUCGACACCCGCGCAUGGGCGGUCGGGAUAGUGCGCCUAUAAUUACGAAUUUCUCAUGGCAGGAGUUCGCCGCGAACACUGGCGUGGACCCAAAGGCAUACAUAACCAAUCCUGGCAAGGGAAUAGAGGAGAAUUUUACGUGCACAAAGCAAACUGGGCCAGACCGACUCGACUGUCCUGGUGCCAUUUCCGCCUGGACAGAGCAGACGGAAGACGGUCACUUGAAGAUUAAGGCGGGACAGUGCAUCGCAGCCACCAAGAAUCUCUGCCGAACCGUCGUGUGUGCUCCUCGGGGAUCCUUGAAUAUCCACAUCGACCAGAUCAUCGGGCGGAUGUGGAAUCCCCUAUCGAUGAGAUGUGUGCUGGGAGGCAGAGGAGGAAUCCUUCAAAGCAAAGACUCGGCGUUCAUCAUUGAGAUGGGGACGCCACAGGAAUAAAAGUUUGUUUGUGUUAGGCUCAAUUAGCCUGGAGUUUGUGGUAAAAAAAGGUCGAUAUCUUCGGCGGGUCAUUUUGGGCAUUAGACGGUUUGCCUCGGUCGAUGUCAUUCCUUAAUACGACCGAGUUUCUAGCUUGGCAUCACAUCUGAUCCAAACUACCUUCUUUA
Molecule: messenger RNA, 758 nt
Organism: Ilyonectria robusta
Lineage: Eukaryota; Fungi; Ascomycota; Sordariomycetes; Hypocreales; Nectriaceae
Exons: 2
Coding region: 91-591 (166 amino acids)
Source: RefSeq, a predicted model, not a curated record